Heteronotia binoei (common prickly gecko) is the source of this 1631-nucleotide messenger RNA. Its product is annotated as C-type lectin domain family 17, member A-like. The record is from RefSeq and is a predicted model, not a curated record. The coding region runs from base 67 to 1029 and encodes 320 amino acids. Lineage: Eukaryota; Metazoa; Chordata; Lepidosauria; Squamata; Gekkonidae. The transcript is spliced from 9 exons.
AAUGAUGAGUAGAGUUGAAAGGGUGGAGCACAUCUUUUCUCAUUACAAUUCACACUGGCUAGAGGCAUGGCCCAAAAGAUACAACAUGGAAACCGGGUACUACCUCCCCUACCUCCCAAGCCACCAAGUUCUGAGACGGAAUUGCAGCCAACAGGGAUUUACAUAUUUGCCGGUCCAUCAGCACCCCCCCUUCCUUCAGACAUAGAUUCACUAAGUAGUUUCGGAGACAAGGGAGAGUAUGAUGACACGGGCUCUAUAACUCAGAUGGAUCCUCAAACACAGCAGUGGUCAUCGUCAGAGAAAGAAAAAAACAACAUGGAAAUGCAGAAAGCUUAUUCCAGCUCUCAGACUCCCCAAGGGAAAGACAGCAGAAGAAUGCAUAUGUUCAUUCUUUAUGGGAUGAUUGUUGUAUGCUUUGCGAUGUUGGCUGCAUUCAUCUUCCUGUUCUUGGUGAAGUACUCAGCAAUUUCAGAGGAACUGAAAGAGUUACACAUGAACAACUCUGAGAUGACAAUGAUUGUGCUGAAGGACCUAGAUGAUAUCCGAGCAAAGCAAGAAAUUAUGCAGAAAUCUGUAAGAAAUGACUUCAUUGAACUUCAGAGUAUCACUGGAUUCAUCUGCAAACACUUCUCAAUCACUUAUUCAUCGUGCCCCUCAAAGUGGAAGGCCAAAGCGAAUACCUGCUAUUACUUUUCAACUGGGACAAAAACCUGGAGUGAGGCUCUGUCCUUCUGUAUUGGGCAGAGUGCUCAUUUGGUCUCUGUGGAAUCUGAUGAGGAACAGGGUUUUCUGAGAAAUACUAUCAGUCUCAAAGGAACAUACUGGCUGGGUACAACUGACAUAGUACAAGAUGGAAAAUGGAGAUGGAGUGAAGGUGAUGUGCUUGUAACUACCAGCUUUUGGGAUAUCGGGGAACCAAAGAAGGGUUAUAACAAAGACUGCGGCAUCAUGUACCCCAACGGGUCAUGGGCAGCUGCUGCAUGUUCCCUUCCACAUCACUGGAUUUGCAAAAAGCGCCUCAUUUGCUGAGAUGCCUCUCCGACUCGCUCCUGGGACAGGACUGUGCUGCUUUACAUACCCCUAUUCCAUCUUGGAAUGUAUUCUAACGUCCUAGCAUUGAAUUGAAAAUCAAGCCUUUUGUCAUUCUUUUCUUCCAGGCCUUAAGGAACUCCAUGUGUCAGUUAUGAUCCCAUGUUAGCCAUAACAGACCUCAGAGAUAGGAUAUGGCCUAUUAUGCAUGGGUGUUUCCACCAUGCAUGUCUGUUGGGUUUUGUUUUUUUUGUCCUGCACUGAUUUUUCUCCCUUCAGCGCUCAGUUUGCUUUCUGGUCACCGUUUCUCAGGGUUUUCCCGAGUGUGCUUUUGUGCUGAUGUCCCCGUUGUUUCACUUCUAAGAUGAAGGUAAUUUGAAAGCAUACAGAUUCCGGCAGAUUUCUUCCCCUGCCCUUCCCCACCCCCCCCCAUAUCGAGGUUGUUCCACUGACUCUGUAUCUUCAGCCAUCCUCAUCCUUUCAUCAGUGUACAAGCUUCAUUGGUUUUUUUUUUACAAGUGCCAUGAGUUUAACAAUAUGAAACUAUCACUAGUAUCGGAUUGCUGAAUAAUAUAAAAUAAAACGAUAGGGGAAUUUUAAAA